CUAAAACCCUUCUUGUUUUCUCUAGAAUAUUGCGAAAACAGUUAUUGGCUGCGCGGUAUGCAAAAAGACUAGACAUGCUAUGUCACCGGAUAUCCAUGAGCCACAAGAUACUCCAAGGAACUGGGAAAUACAAAGGACUUCAAUGGGUUGUUGAUACUGCUGCAAAGAAACUUGAGAGAGUUGUGGGAGAUCUAGAAAUAGCAUCAGAGGAAAUGCCAAGGGAAAUUGUCAAUAAGCUUGAUUGCUGCCAUGAGAUUCGAGUUAUAUGUGCUUCAGCAGUAGCAGCCAUUGAUUUCAUGCUUUCAGGUGUAAAGUGUAAUCAAAAUGAACCCAAGGAUCCACCAGUUUUCUGCAUCCAGUUUGAAGAAGUCUCUCCAAUAUCAACAGUCAUCAUACUGAAGUAUGAAAAUGAGCAGUUUGAGGACUUUCUAGGUUGUAGGUUGUGGCAUCGGAAGUCCACUUUGACAGACUAUCCUGAAAAACCUACCUACAUGGUACUGCAGCAGAGGAAAAGAUUUCUGCUUUCCAAUCUUGAUCCGUCCACUGAGUACUUCUGUAAGGUCUCCAUCUUUAGCAUUACAGGGGAGGUGGAUGCAUGGGAAGCUAAUUGGAAAACAAGAGCAUUGGGGGGCAUAAGCAAUAAUGAUGAAUGCCCCUUAAAAAAUGUCCCAGUGGAGGUUGAACAUUGUGUGACAACUGCAUCAGUUCCUCCUACUGCUACUUCCAAAUCACAUGGGAACCUUGAGGUUCCAAGUUUGGUCCUGAAGAAACAGUGGACCAAAAAAGACUGUGACUAUUGCAUGGAGGUCAUAAGAUCGUUGGAAAACGAAGGACAUAUAGAAAAGGACUUCAAAGUGAAGUUUCUCUCAUGGUUCAGUCUAAGGGCAACAAUGCAAGAGAAGAGGGUGGUAUGUACAUUUGUGGACAUUUUGAUUGAUGAUCUCCCAAGCUUGGCAGGUCAGCUUGUAGACACUUUCAUGGAUUUGAUCUCCAAUGAGAAGAACCCAGUUUCCUAAAACUUUUGUUGCUCUAAAAUGUUGCAUUAACCUUGUAAGUGAAUGUAGGCUCAGAAACAAUAUUGGGAGUAGUUGAUCCUGUUAAUCAAUGUAAUAAUAAUUGCUCUUUGGCUAGUU
Molecule: messenger RNA, 1133 nt
Organism: Telopea speciosissima
Lineage: Eukaryota; Viridiplantae; Streptophyta; Magnoliopsida; Proteales; Proteaceae
Product: VIN3-like protein 2
Exons: 2
Coding region: 75-1016 (313 amino acids)
Biological process (GO): vernalization response; epigenetic regulation of gene expression
Source: RefSeq, a predicted model, not a curated record